AUGCCUCUGAACGCCACCUUCCCUGAGUCCUUCCCCCACAGCGUCUCCCCCGUCUCCCCCUUUACUCCCCCCUCUCCAGGCAGCACCACCUACCCCAGCUCCCCUGCCAGCUCUGGACCAGCCAGCCCCUUCCAACUGCCAGCGGACACCCCGCCCCCCGCCUACAUGCCUCCAGAGGAUGGGACCAGUAUGGAGACCAGCAGCAGCGUCCCCAGAGGAGACGUGCAGCCGGUGGAGUACGAGGAGCCGUCUCACUGGUGCUCCAUCAUGUACUAUGAGCUGAACAACCGUGUGGGAGAGGCGUACCAUGCGUCCUCCACUUCUGUCCUGGUCGAUGGUUUCACUGAUCCAUCCAACAACAAGAACCGCUUCUGCCUCGGCCUCCUCUCCAACGUCAACCGCAACUCUACCAUCGAGAACACACGCCGGCACAUCGGCAAAGGAGUACACCUGUACUAUGUGGGAGGCGAGGUGUACGCAGAGUGCCUCAGUGACACCAGUAUCUUCGUGCAGAGCAGGAACUGUAACUACCAUCAUGGGUUCCAUCCCACAACCGUCUGUAAGAUCCCGAGCGGCUGCAGCCUCAAGAUCUUCAACAACCAGGAGUUCGCUCAACUCUUAGCUCAGUCUGUGAACCAUGGGUUUGAGGCGGUCUACGAACUCACCAAGAUGUGUACCAUCAGGAUGAGCUUUGUCAAGGGCUGGGGUGCAGAGUACCAUCGACAGGAUGUGACCAGCACCCCCUGCUGGAUCGAGGUGCAUCUGCACGGACCGCUGCAGUGGCUCGACAAAGUGCUGACUCAGAUGGGCUCUCCUCUCAACCCCAUCUCCUCACUGCUGAAGCUGAGUUAUAACAAGCUGUCGUCCGUGGGGAGGGGUCAGUUUGAGGGUCUUGGGUCUUUGGUCCGGUUGCACCUGGACCAUAACCUUAUCUCCUUCAUCGAGCCGUACUCCUUCUCCGGUCUGACGUCACUAAAACUGUUACACCUGGAGGGAAACCUGCUGAGAGACCUGCACCCACACGCCCUCAUCACCGUGUCAGUUCUGGGGACUUUCUGGAGCUCCGGGAUCAAGUGA
Molecule: messenger RNA, 1077 nt
Organism: Knipowitschia caucasica
Lineage: Eukaryota; Metazoa; Chordata; Actinopteri; Gobiiformes; Gobiidae
Source: the annotation of a GenBank genome assembly